Aspergillus brunneoviolaceus CBS 621.78 is the source of this 1395-nucleotide messenger RNA. Its product is annotated as MCT family MFS transporter. Bases 1 to 1395 code for a protein of 464 amino acids. The transcript is spliced from 2 exons. Lineage: Eukaryota; Fungi; Ascomycota; Eurotiomycetes; Eurotiales; Aspergillaceae. Gene Ontology annotation, cellular component: fungal-type vacuole membrane. The record is from RefSeq and is a predicted model, not a curated record. Gene Ontology annotation, molecular function: transmembrane transporter activity. Gene Ontology annotation, biological process: transmembrane transport.
AUGACAAUCCCAGCAUUUGAGGAGAAACAACCGGACACCCAAAUAAACGAUGGCCUCCCACAAGGUGCACCAACGUCGCUCGAAGGCGGUCUAUACAGGCCUUCAUCUGGCGGAUUUCCUUCGGACGAUUCAGCGCAUAGUGUCCCAGUGACUGUCGGAACGACUGAUGCCGAUGGCAACACCUAUCCUGAAGGUGGACUAGAAGCCUGGCUGGUAGUCUUUGGGAGCUUCAUGGGCCUCGUUGGCUCUCUUGGUCUAGUGAAUACCAUCGGUACUUUACAGGCAUACAUUGAGAGCCACCAACUGAAGGACUACAGCUCUGGCAGCAUCGGGUGGAUCUUUGGCGUCUACGCAUUCCUGACCUUCUUCUGCGGCAUCCAAAUCGGUCCUAUCUUCGAUGCUAAAGGACCUCGCUUUCUUGUCUGCGCCGGAGCUGUGCUGAUCAUGGCGAUGAUGAUCGCCUUGGGGUUUUGCACACAGUACUGGCACUUCAUGCUAGUAAUAGGUGUUGCAGGGGGUAUCGGAGCCUCGUUGCUGUUUACACCAGCAAUUUCUGCCAUCGGACACUUUUUCAACGAGAAGCGCGGAAUCGCGACGGGCAUCGCCGCAACGGGUGGCUCCGUUGGUGGCGUCAUUUUCCCCCUGGCACUGGAAGCUCUAUUCCCCAAAAUAGGGUGGGCAUGGGCAACUCGAGUCAUUGCUCUCAUUUGUCUCAUCACGCUGCUAGCAGCAUGCCUGCUCAUCAAAUCCCGGUUGCCCAAAAAACCGGCUUCGAAAGAAAACGUUCUUCCCGACUUCCGUAUCUUUCGGGAUCCUGUAUUCACUCUCACAACCCUGGGGAUCUUCUUUAUCGAAUGGGGUCUUUUCGUCCCACUCAGUUAUAUCUCCUCCUACGCACUGGAUAAUGGCGUCUCGACCAAACUGUCGUACCAGAUGCUCGCGAUCUUGAACGCUGGUUCGUUCUUCGGACGAGGUAUUCCUGGCUUUGUUGCUGAUUAUCUGGGCCGCUUCAAUACACUCAUCGUCACCGUUGCCUUGUGUCUUGUAUGCAACGCAUGCCUCUGGCUUCCAGCGAGCAACAGUGUCCCGGUUAUGAUUGUGUACUGUGUCAUUUUUGGAUUCGCAAGUGGCAGUAACAUCAGUCUUACGCCAGUCUGUAUCUCUCAGCUCUGCAAGAUUGAGAAUUACGGCAGAUACUAUGCCACAGCGUACACGAUCGUCAGUUUUGGAACCCUUACUGGCAUGCCUAUCGCUGGUGUGAUUCUUUCCCGGUGCAAUGGGAAGUACUGGGGUCUCAUCACCUUCACAAUCUGCUGCUAUGCCCUCGGUCUUGUUUGCGUUACUGCAGCCAAGUUGGUCCGUGUCGGCUGGCGCCAGGCUUUCGUGAUCUACUAA